This is a messenger RNA of Wasmannia auropunctata (little fire ant), 4268 nucleotides long. It is a transcript of the gene PNPase, whose product is annotated as polyribonucleotide nucleotidyltransferase 1, mitochondrial. Gene Ontology annotation, molecular function: protein binding; polyribonucleotide nucleotidyltransferase activity; RNA binding. The record is from RefSeq and is a predicted model, not a curated record. Bases 11 to 3856 code for a protein of 1281 amino acids. Gene Ontology annotation, biological process: mitochondrial RNA 3'-end processing; mitochondrial mRNA catabolic process. Gene Ontology annotation, cellular component: mitochondrion; cytosol. The transcript is spliced from 9 exons. NCBI's taxonomy places the organism in Eukaryota, Metazoa, Arthropoda, Insecta, Hymenoptera, Formicidae.
CAAGUCGCCAAUGAUGUCUUCUUGUCCAUUGUUCAAAUAUGGCGGCUUUACUUCAAAUAUCGCUGCGGAGGCUGCAGAGUGCAGCGCACGAGCCGGCCGAAGAGGUUAUGAGCCGGCAUUGCCAGUGCUUGCGUUGCCGAGGAUGGUGGGAUUUACGAAUUUUAGGUUACUGAGACGUCGCAGAUCGGUGUUCUCGACGUGUAAAGAUCUGUGCGAGAAUGGAAAUGUGUGUUACGUCAAAUUCAGCAGUGCGAGUCACGGGAACGCCGGCACGGAGAGUGUCACGUUGUCCGAUGGCAAGCGUCUGGAGUUCUCCACGGGCAAAUACGCACGUUUCGCCGACGGCUGCGCGGUCGCGUCUCUGGGAGACACCUCCGUCAUGGUCACCGCGGUCUGCCAGCGACAGUCGUCCACCGCUCCUUCGUUCCUACCCCUCGUCGUGGACUAUCGGCAGAAGGCGGCGGCGGCCGGUCGCAUACCGACCAACUUCCUGCGAAGGGAGCUCGGGCCGAGCGAGCGUGAGAUUCUCACGAGCAGGGUCAUCGAUCGAUCCGUGAGGCCACUGUUUCCGGAGGGGUUCAACCUCAGCACUCAGAUAAUGUGCAACAUGCUGGCCAUCGACGGCUCGAACGACCCGGACGUGAUCGCGAUCAACGGCGCCUCCGCGGCGCUCAGCGUCUCCGACAUCCCGUGGAACGGCCCCGUGGGCGCCGUCAGACUCGGGAUGAUCGACAACGAGAUAAUAAUCAACCCCACCAGACGUCAGAUUCAGGACAGCGCGUUGAACCUCGUCAUCACCGCGGCCAAGCAGAAUCGGGUCGUCAUGUUGGAGGGCUCGGCCAACGAGAUACUGGAGGACCAGUUGAGGAAGGCGAUAAAAGUCGGGACGAAAGAGUGCCAGGCCAUUGUGGCGGCGAUAACGAAUUUGCAGAAGACGUGCGGUAAAACGAAGAGAGAAGUCGAGACCGCGGAGCAGCAGCCGGACGACAGUCUGACGGGCUCCGUGAGGGAGCUCUCGGAGGCGAGACUGCGGGACGUAUUUUCAAAUUAUACGCACGACAAGAUUUCGCGAGAUAACGCAGUUAACGAGCUUAGAAGUAGCGUUAUUGAAACGUUGCGAAACGACAAUGCGGACUUGGAUGUUAAAUCGGUGGAAAAGAUCUUUAGAAAGAUCGUCAAAGAUGUGUUCAGGACGUCGAUUUUAGAGGGGGAUGUCAGAUGCGAUGGUCGUCCGUUGAAUGGUCUGCGCGACAUAUCGUGUCAGGUAGAUCUCUUUAAUCCUCUUCAUGGUUCAGCUGUAUUUCAAAGGGGCCAGACCCAGGUCAUGUGCACCGUGACUUUGGACUCUUUGGAAAGUGCGCUUAAAAUGGACACCGUUUCAAUGCUAAUUAGUGGCACGAAGGAGAAGAACUUCUUUCUCCAUUACGAAUUUCCACCUUACGCGACUAAUGAAACGGGAUCCGCGAGUCGAGCCGGUCGCCGAGAGUUGGGACAUGGCGCUUUGGCGGAGAAAGCCCUGCGGCCGGUUCUUCCAAAGGAUUAUCCCUUCACUGUAAGACUGACUAGUGAAGUCCUAGAAUCGAACGGUUCCUCCUCAAUGGCCACCGUCUGCGGUGGAAGUUUGGCACUGCUCGACGCAGGUAUACCAAUAUCUUCGGCGGCAGCGGGUGUGGCUAUCGGUCUUGUGACUAAAUAUGACGCCAGCAGCACGAAUAUUGAGGAGUACAAAAUAUUGACCGACAUAUUGGGAAUUGAGGAUUACUUCGGGGAUAUGGAUUUCAAAAUAGCAGGCACCAAGCGAGGAUUCACCGCGUUGCAGGCUGAUAUAAAGAUACCAGGAGUGCCAUUAAAAAUCGUAAUGGAGUGUCUACAGCAAGCAACGAGGGCUAAAUUAGAGAUAAUUAAGAUUAUGAAUCAAGUGAUACGAGCACCGCGAUCACCUAGGAAAGACAAAAUGCCAGUGGUCGAUAACUUGGAAGUUCCUAUUCAUCAGAGAGGAAAGUUUCUCGGGAUCGGUGGGAUGAAUCUGAAGAAGAUAUUUCUGGAAACCGGAGUGCACAUAUAUCCGCACGACGAAAAGACCUACUCGAUAUUUGCGCCGAACGAAGACGCCAUGACUGAGGCCAAGGAAAUGAUAGAGGCCAUUUUGAAGAAGGAUCGCGAGCCGACCUUGGAGUUCGGUGCGAUUUAUACUGCGAGGAUAGUGGAGAUUCGGGAAACCGGAGUCAUGGUGACAUUAUAUUCCAACAUGAUACCGGCGUUAUUACCCAUCUCCCAAUUAGAUCAGCGUAGGAUCCUUCACCCGAGCGCGCUGGGAUUUGAGGUCGGUCACGAGAUACAGGUCAAAUAUUUCGGACGCGAUCCAGUGUCCGGACAGAUGAGGAUAUCGCGAAAGGUGCUGCAAACACCGACCUCGAUUCCGAAAACUUUGCAUCGUGACGACGCAGGGAAAACGAAGAAUUAUUAUUUUGUAAAACAAUCAUCGAUUUCAACCAAGAUGAAAUCUAUAUUUCUGCUUGUAUUAAUGCUGACAAUAGCAUCUGGUGAUAAUAAUUAUCAACAAAAUUUUAAACAUAUCUCAAUAUAUGCAAAAGAACAUGAAGAAAAACACGACAUAAGCGUUACUAAUCAAAAAGAAAACAAAUGUGAUUCUGUUGAAUUUCUUAACUUGGCCAAUAUGAAUUUACAAAUUGUCAAGAACGACAUUAUUCGUAGUGACACAAUACGGCAUGUAUCACUGCAUAACAACUUCUUGAAGAAGAUACCCCACAAUAUUUUGGAUCACGUACCAUAUUUAUCUUGUUUCAACUUGUCGCGUAAUAGCAUCAAUCUGUACAAGGAUAAUCAAAUCCGACAUCAUUAUCUUCGAAUAUUAGAUUUAAGUUAUCAAGAGAUGUCCGCAGACGUCAACAGCAUAUCGGAAGUGGAAACUUUCGAGGAAGAAGAUAUAUAUAAAUAUAAAUACAUAAUUUUUAACAGCAGUAAAAUGAGUUUACCGAAUCUGGAAUAUCUGGAUUUAAGUGGAAAUGAAAUAUCCACUUUUUUAUGGGAUUUUAAUGUAUCUUUCCCGAAGUUAACGCGUUUAGAUUUAAUUAACAUCAAAGCCGACGCAAUGGAUCCGUAUUUUUUCGAUAAAAUUCCGACAUCAUUACGCGUUCUCCAUUUGGAGAAUAAUUAUUUCCAUAAUUUGAGUUUACAAAACACGGGGGAAAUUACCGCUUUACAUUUGGAUGGAAAUCCUCUCGGAAAACUCGAUAUAAGUUCUACGAAAUUGCAACUGUUAGGUUUAUCCAAUUGCACUCAUCUAAAUUCAGGAGUUUUCAAUACUCCAUAUUUAAAGUACCUGGAUUUAUCAAGGAACAAUUUCGAUAAUGCGUUUAACGUUCGUUUUGACGUCAUUCAAUCAUUACGAGUGCUUUUAUUAGAUUAUAAUGAAUUUUCAUACGUUCCUGUUCUGGGUAAUUUGCAGUGGCUGAAUGAAUUGUCGUUGCGUUACAAUACGAUUAGAUACAUUAAACCAAACAGCUUUAAGAAUUUAAAAUCCUUGAUAAAGCUGUCAAUUAAAGGAAAUAGAAUAGACCGUAUUGAACAGGAUAGCUUUUCAAAUUUGGAGAAACUGGAAUAUCUGGAUUUGUCGGAAAAUCAAUUGAGUCAUUUAUCCACAGAUUGGGCAUUGCCGUUAAUAAAACUUGAAAGUUUAAAUGUUAAUUCGAAUUACUUUGCAGGCAUUACUGAUAUGGGAAUAUAUUCCAUACAUUCGCUAAAACAUUUACUUGUAAAAAAUAAUAGUUUUACUAAAAUAACGACGCUCGAAAUAGAGCCGUUACCAGAUUACAUAACUAUAUAUUUAGCUUAAGAUAAUUCAGUUCAUAAUUUUCGACAAUAUGAUUUACUACUAUUACGACUAUUAUUAUUUUAUUAUUAUUAUAUUUUGACUGUUAAUAACUUUAAUCGGAUUAAUAGUCAAAAUAUAUAAUAAUCUAAUAACUCGGUAUUUUCGAGUCUAGUGGACCUGGACACUUUUUUCAAUUACGUGUCAAAUCCAGAUAGCGUUGUGAAAAAUUGUUUACAACAAAUGUUUUUCACAACUUUACAUAAUUUUAAAUUAAUUUUAUUCCUCGGAUUUUUACUUCCAAAAUGAAAAGAAGGAAUUGCUCGAUUGCGUUAAUUUUAAACAGAGAUCCAUUAAUUUAAAGUUUUGCCGGACUCGCGAUUAUCAAUUAAGAAAAUUUCGAAUCGAAUAUCGAUUAAGCGGUACAUAUGUUUAG